Aureobasidium subglaciale EXF-2481 is the source of this 1673-nucleotide messenger RNA. RefSeq lists its product as uncharacterized. Gene Ontology annotation, biological process: transmembrane transport. The transcript has 2 exons. The record is from RefSeq and is a predicted model, not a curated record. Gene Ontology annotation, molecular function: transmembrane transporter activity. Gene Ontology annotation, cellular component: fungal-type vacuole membrane. The coding region runs from base 199 to 1542 and encodes 447 amino acids. Lineage: Eukaryota; Fungi; Ascomycota; Dothideomycetes; Dothideales; Saccotheciaceae.
AGAAGGGCAGAUGGUUUUCCCUAAGCAUUUGUCAAUAUCGACUUCAGCUUUUAGAAAGUAGAACCAAGACACCGUGUCAUUCUUACACCACGACCGUCUUAUUCGCGGUCGAAUCCCUGCUGGCCUAAAGUCGUACCGUCUAGCAACCUUCAGCCGAAGAUUCCGUCUUCCACUUUCGAUCUUCCAUCUAUACCACAAAUGCUAGUUCCGGAUCCCGAAAAGGUUGACGCUGUGGCUAGGUCUCCAGAAGACACAACCUACCCAGAGGGCGGUACACAAGCAUGGCUCGUCGUGCUCGGUGCUUGGUGCGGCUUGACAGCCUCAAUAGGUGUCUACAACACGACUGGAGUCUUUAGUGUCAUCAUCUCGUCCACAAUUUUGCCGAACAUAUCCGCUUCCUCUCUUGGGUGGCUCUUCUCCAUCUAUGCUUUUGUGGUGUGGAUCGUGGGAGUGUGGGUCGGACCAUGCUUCGACGUGUUUGGUCCCCGUCUGCUAUUACUUGCAGGAACAUGUUGUACAGUACUGGGUAUAAUGUGCCUGAGUUUCUGCACUGAAUACUAUCAGAUCUUUCUAGCUUUCUCGCUGCUUACUGGCCUGGGAUCGAGUCUAUUACUCACUCCAUCUAUGGCUUGCGUAGCUCAUUGGUUCAACACUCGUCGCGGCGUUGCCAGUGGUGUUGCUUGGACCGGAGCUGGACUCGGCGGUGUCAUUUUCCCUCUUAUGAUUCAAGCUCUGUUGCCAACCCUCGACUGGGGGUGGACCAUCAGAGUCCUCGGCUUCGUUCUGCUAGUCCUUUGCAGCAUCAGUGUCUGCUUUUGUCGCAGUAGGAUCCCUGCAAGACUACCAAAAGACGGCAGCUCAAUAUGGCGAUCUACACUCCCUGACUUCCGCAUCUUUUUCGAUGGCACAGGGGCAAUGGCAGUGACGACCAUAGGGGUCUUGUUUGUUGACCUGGCCUACUUCAUUCCAAUCACCUACAUACCCUCUUACUACCUAGCACGCCAACAUCUUGACCAAGAAGCAGCAAUCACUGGCAGCGCGGCCUUUGCAUAUCAGCUCCUUGCUAUCCUAAACGCUGCAUCAUGUCCAGGCCGCUUAUUAGCUGGCUCUCUAGGCGACCACUUCGGCCACUACAACACCAUGAUCCUCUCCCUUCUCUUCUGCGUCAGCUCAGUCCUCGCCAUUUGGCUUCCUGACAUACUCUCUCCUGACUUGUCUUCUCCUGCUCUUCUUGUCGUAUUUGUCAUUAUCUUUGGCUUUGUAAGUGGAUCCAACGUUUCUCUGACACCGAUUUGUCUGGGUCAACUUUGCGAUAUUAGGGAUUAUGGUCGAUAUUAUGCUAGUUGUUAUACGGUUGUUGCGUUUGGAGUGUUGGUUAGUCUACCCGCUGCUGGAGGGAUUUUAGAAGCUGUUGAUGCGGAGGGUAAGGGACAGUUCUGGGGUGUUGUUGUGUUUACAGGCGGAUGUUAUAUUGUUGCUCUGGUAUGCUUCAUCUGGGUGAGGAUCAAGGUCAAGGGAUGGACAUGGGGGUAUAAGUGGUAGAAAGCUGUGAGAAUUGGAUAUGGGGAACUCCAGAGAGAGGGUUCCCGUGAAGAAGCAGCUGUGGAAAUGCAAGAACAUAUUUGGGGUUCAAUAGUUGUCAGAAAGAUUUAUCAAAUUACCCGUCUCUCCGG